Messenger RNA from Cydia pomonella (codling moth), 6083 nucleotides. RefSeq names its product acetylcholine receptor subunit alpha-like (gene nAChRa4). The transcript is spliced from 10 exons. Lineage: Eukaryota; Metazoa; Arthropoda; Insecta; Lepidoptera; Tortricidae. The coding region runs from base 593 to 2290 and encodes 565 amino acids. The record is from RefSeq and is a predicted model, not a curated record. Gene Ontology annotation, molecular function: acetylcholine-gated monoatomic cation-selective channel activity; transmembrane signaling receptor activity. Gene Ontology annotation, cellular component: synapse; postsynaptic membrane; neuron projection. Gene Ontology annotation, biological process: regulation of membrane potential; monoatomic ion transmembrane transport; nervous system process.
UAGUGCAAGCUUUAUUAUUUCGUCAUACACAUAAUAUAUCCUUAACUAUAUAAAAGCAGCAGAAGGAAACUUUUCUACCAAAAUUAAUAAGACUUGCGUUCAUUGUUUUAUCUAAACCGACGCCCGGAGCUUCCCCUUAAUCCGACUUAUCGAUAAUUUCGGUUCAACUUAACUAAUUAAAAGUCAAGUCCCAAGGAUAAUUAUCACUCAAUGUUAAGUAACGUAAACAGAAAUUCGAUUACUUACUUAUCCAAAGUUUUGUAAUUUGAAAUUCUUGUUGUAUUCUCCUCAGAAAAUAUUGAAAUAAAAUAUAAUUGCCAUCUCCACAAAAAGCGUUAUAAGAUCAUUAUCAAACUAAGUUUUAUUUAUUAUAACAAGCCGUUUCGUUUUUCUUGGUCCGUUAAUUAAACCGAAUAGCGAGCGACGAGCUAAUAUACAAAAGAGUGUCGCGUCGGACGGUGAUUCCUCGGCGCUCGGGGUGGGUGAGGGCGCGGCGGGCGGGGCGAGAGGCGCGCGGCAGUACCGUGCCGCGUCGCGCCCGGGCCGUCCGUCCGCUCGAGCCUUACGUAACGAUGCCCGAGCCCGAGAGCUGAUGGCCGCGCUCGUAUGGUGGCUGGCGGCCUGCUGCCUCGCCCGCGCCGCCACCGCCGGUAACCCCGACGCCAAGCGCCUCUACGACGACCUGCUCUCCAACUACAACAAGCUGGUCCGGCCCGUCGUCAACACCACCGAUGUCCUCCGCGUCUGCAUUAAACUCAAACUCAGCCAGCUCAUUGACGUCAAUCUCAAGAACCAGAUAAUGACCACGAACUUGUGGGUGGAGCAGUCGUGGUACGACUACAAGCUGCGCUGGGAGCCCAAGGAGUAUGGUGGGGUCCACAUGCUGCACGUGCCUUCCGACCACAUCUGGAGGCCUGAUAUUGUGCUUUACAACAAUGCUGACGGCAACUUCGAGGUAACGUUGGCGACCAAGGCGACCAUCUACCACCAGGGGCUGGUCGAAUGGAAACCGCCCGCGAUUUACAAGUCUUCCUGUGAAAUAGACGUGGAAUAUUUUCCGUUCGACGAGCAAACGUGCGUUCUUAAGUUCGGUAGCUGGACGUACGACGGAUUCAAGGUGGACCUGAGGCAUAUGGAUGAGCAGGCCGGCAGCAACGUGGUGUCGGUGGGGGUGGAUCUCUCCGAGUUUUACAUGUCCGUGGAGUGGGACAUACUGGAGGUGCCUGCGGUCAGGAACGAGAAAUUCUACACGUGUUGCGACGAGCCAUACCUGGACAUCACGUUCAACAUCACCAUGCGGAGGAAAACGCUGUUCUACACCGUGAACAUCAUCAUCCCUUGCAUGGGCAUCUCCUUUCUCACCGUGCUCACAUUCUACCUGCCGUCGGACAGCGGAGAGAAGGUGACGCUGUCGAUAUCAAUCCUCAUUAGUCUUCACGUGUUCUUCCUGCUGGUGGUGGAGAUCAUCCCCCCCACGUCGCUGGUUGUGCCCCUCCUCGGGAAAUACCUCAUAUUCGCUAUGAUACUCGUAUCAAUCAGUAUAUGCGUGACAGUAGUGGUGCUCAACGUGCACUUCCGGUCGCCGCAGACGCACCGGAUGGCGCCGUGGGUGAAGCGAGUCUUCAUCCACAUACUGCCGCGGCUGCUCUUCAUGAAGCGGCCGCAGUACAAAUUCGACACAACCAGGUCGCGGUACACAGCAUGCGGCGUGGUCGUGCGGUGCGGCGGCGCCGCGCGCCCGCUGUACCCGUACCGGCUGGCCGCGGCGGAGGAUGACUGCUGCGCGCCGGGCGCCUGGCCGCCGCCCGCGCCGCACCCGCGCCCGCUCACGCGGACGCCGAGUAAAGAGGAUUUAACACACACAACGUACUUGAACUCAGGUAUGAGCGAUAGCAAUCGCUUCGGCGGCAGCUGCGUGGUCCACGGCUCAACAGAAGGUGGCGCGCUCAACGGCGGAGUUGAGGAGGAACUCAGCCCCGUGCCGGACCCGCCUCCCGGGUUCAGUCACUCCUCGUGUCCGCCGGAAGUCCACCGCACGUGCUUCUGCGUGCGGUUUAUAGCUGAGCACACUAGGAUGCUCGAAGACUCCACUAAGGUAAAAGAGGACUGGAAGUACGUAGCCAUGGUACUAGACAGACUAUUCCUGUGGAUCUUCACGCUGGCCGUACUGGUGGGCACGGCCGGCAUCAUUCUACAAGCACCCACGCUGUACGACGACCGCGUGCCCAUCGACAAGGCCUUCAACCAGAUCGCCACAUCCACACUGGUGCGGUGUCCGCCGCCAGCGUAAACCUUAUUUAAUAAUGACGGUGGCUGAUCUCGUUGUGUCUCGUUAUUUCUGAAUGAGCUGUUACAUGAAUUUGAACCAUAUAAAUAGGAUGAUAAAAUUGCUUUUUUACUGGGCUUGUUAUAGGGAUUCGGUGGUCAGCUACCGAAUCCCGCGCUGCACAGAAGAAACAAAUGCCUUUUGCUUAACAGAUUAAGGAUCAACUCGAUUGUAUUCAUUUGUUUUUACCAUUUCGACGCUAUCAGCGUGACAUUCGAAAUAGUGUUAAAACUAAGUACUAGGUACUUAGUUUUAACUACGUAAAUGCGCUAUGCCGACAAAUAAAAGCGCUAUUAUGCUGUUUUCCGUUUGAAUUUUUGUUAAACAUACCAAUGCAUACCUGCAAACAUGUGGAAUAUGUAUAUGUACUCACCUGCUGAAAUCGGUAACAAAUUGAAAUUGAAAGUCUUUAUUUCAGGUCUCUCGGCCCAUAUUUUGUUAGCUUACACUGCACUUAAAAUGCAAAAUGUGCAAAAAGUGUCUAAACUAAACCCUAACUGGAGCCGUAAGGGCCUGUUUCACAAUGUCCAAGUAUUGGAUAGCUAAGAGAUCGAUCAUCGGUCAAUUUAAAAUGAGAUACUCUGUAAUAAUAUUUUUGCUAAAUUGGUUGGUUCAGGGGCUCAUAACUAAGCUCGGAGGCUUCAAAUUAAUCACAGCGAGAUUGGCGGCCGUCGCUCAAGACCUAACGCACACCCGUCCCUCCCGCCACGUGUUCUAUUCCACGACUCGUAUACAUAUGUGUAUGUAUUAGAUUAAUUAAGGACCUCUCGUAUCUCUUAAGCUCUGCACUGUAUGUCUGUUAUCCUGAUUUCCUUUUGUUAUUACUGAUCCUAUGGUUACGGACCCCUGGUUUCUCUAAAGUUCUAUACAAAAGGAUGACAAUAAUGUGUAGUGAAUAUUUUGUGCUACGACUGCAUUUUUAUGGUUUAAUAUAGGAUUUCAAUAAUAAAUAGUACGAUCAAUUUGUAUUAAUAUCAAAAUAUUUUGGAAAUGAAUUAAGUGAAUGUAGGUUGGAUAUUACUAUCAAGUGCCGAAAUAUGAAUUUCUAUCCCUCAUAUAUUACGAGAAAGUCCCUGAUACGACAUAAUAUAUCGGUACAUGCGAGCAGAACACACUGAAAAUAGUGUAAGAUCCGAUUUUGUGAGACGCAGACGGUCGGAUGCGGCUCUAAAAUGGAGUAAGUACUACAUUUUGCAAGAUGGCGGCUAUUUUUCAACGCCCGGAAAAGUUAUGACAAUAUUACGGCGCACAAAGAUAGCUUCUACUUACAAAACAUAUAAAAUGUACCAAAAUAUUCGACCUUCAUAAUAAAUCAAUCGUAGUAAAAGGAUUGGUGUCAGGCGAACAAUAAAACAAAUAAAAUGGUUAAAAGGUUCGUGCGUACUCCCUGUAUCAAGGGCUUUAUUAUCGCCCUUAUUAAUCUUCAGAUACCGUUUUGACCGUAUUAUCUGGCCCGAUACAUAAAGAUAAAUGUCUAGCUUUAGGGCGUUUAUCGAAUAACAACCAAAUGGAUAGGUUAACUUUUACGACGAACAUGAAAGGGUACGGACGACGGCUUUUCGAAAUCCUUGAAAGUUUCCUUAGACACCUUUACGUGUUACCAGUUUGUUAGAUUUUUGGACUUGUGAUAUUGAGUUAAUUUUCGUAUUCAUAAAUGUUAAGUGCAAUGAGGUUACGAUGAUUUUAUUUGUAGUAAUUUUGUUGAUAACUAAAGUAAUAAGCUUAAGUAAUAAAAACGAAACACCACCAAAUAAAUAUUGUCUGUGUUCAAUAAAAUCGUGUAGCGGAUAGCACCAGACUAGCCAGUACAUUAACAUUAAUACACUUAGACACGCUUCAUCUCAACGUAUACGUAAUCUCCUAUUCGCACCUCGCUUAUUCUGGUAAGAUUGAAUUAAGAGCGCGUUUGUUUUGUACCAUACCUUCCUAAUUGUUAGCAAAUAAGUAGACAUCGAAUCAAAAUAGACUAGGAAAACUAAGCAAUUAUCAUAAGUAUAAUUAUACCUACUUCUUGAUGAAUGAUUAAUUCUACUAUCGAAUAGCUAUAUUCUUCAAACUUCUAAGCAAUUUCUAACAUUUGUCGUAGAAUAGAACAUGUACAUAAACGUAAAGAUAUCGAUUUUAUUAUUUAUAAGAAAGAUGUAGAAUUUGAUCAAUAUGCCGCCAUAUACUAAAGAAAGGUACGAGAUUAUAUUUUAAUUUUAUUUAUAUAUAUCAGUCAAGUAUUUACAUUGAAAUGUUAUGAUUAUACAAUGAAAUGCGGAACCACCACAAGUAAUAACGAUGUAUUAUUUCAACAAAAUAAUAUUGUACAUACAUACAUAUCCUCAAGGAGCGAACCUACUUAGUCCUUGAGACGCACCAAUGCCCAUUUAGCAUGUAAACAAUUAUCCUUAUGAUAAUAAGUACAAUACUUAACAAUUUACGUUAAGCGAUUGCUCAAUUCGAUAACCACAACAAUGGCUGAAUGUAAACUUAGAAAUACUUUCUUCGAUGAAGCCCCAGCCGCUCUAAACGUGCAUCCCAAUUUAUUGAAAAUCAUUAUUUGUAUUGCUUUGAAAAAAUACAGUAAGUUUAUUGAAUUCUAUCAUAGUUCGUCUUGACAACUCAUGUAGGUAGUUUUUGGUAGAAAGUUACGUCUUUUUUAUCUAAAAGAAUAAGAUAUCUGACUCCACCAAAUCUUCUCAAAAAAGCUACCCUUCUUCAUGUUGUAGCUUUCUACAAAAAACCCCUACAUCUUUAAGAUUCACCUUAGUAAUAAUCCCAUAACAUAACUAAUGCAUUCUAUUUGCUGGGUCCCAUUUCUCAAACGGUAUUAGUCUAAUAUUAUUAGUCUGUUGCUAUGGUUACCCCGUACGACUUGACAGUUCGUGGACAAAUUAUAGUAUCAGUCUAAUAUUAUUAGUGCGUUGCCAUGAUAACCCAUACGACUUGACAGUUCGCGGACCAAUAUUAUUAGUCUAAUACCCUUCGAGAAAUGGUUCCCUGUUAUAUUUAUUAGCUUCGGACUGAUGAUCUUAUUAUUUUGACACGAUGCAAUUAUAUUUCAAGCUUUUUUUUACAAAAUAGUUCAAGUAAGCCACGCCUUACACUUGGUAAAAUAGUAAACUGUGCCGAAUGUCUUUAUUGGAAAAAUUAAAUUUGGAUAUAUUUUAACAAGUAUGGUGCCAAAUUUAUGGGAGAGGAAUUGAAGAUAAAUCAUAAUUUUUAAUACGAACAGAAAUUAAAAUGACAAUUUUAAAAUAUAUUUGUACAAAAUUUUAAAAAAAUCACGUAAAAUUGCUAAUUAUAUAACGCUUUUCGUGUUAAGUAUAAAACGAAAGAUAAGUAAUGAUUAAAUGAACACGAACACAUUGGUGUGAAUUUCUACAAGCAAUAUGUUGGAUAGGGUGUCCCUCUUUAGACCUACACAAUUUGAUCGAAUGAGACUUUUAUUCGUGUCGCAUUUUGCCUAAUGCAUAUUUUUGGGUCACAUGACUUUUCCAAAAUCUAAAAUAAAACAUUAUGUCAACUGAGACGGCUAAUGAAAAUCUCAUCAGCUCAAGUGAUUUUCGGUCAACUGAGGGAUUAAAUAGCUGAAGGCAUGAGGUAAAGGCAGCGUAGUGAUCCUCGUAAGGAACAGAGUAAGAUUUACCAAACUAGAACUAUUAAAGUAAGCACGUUGACUGCUCGCGGUAGAGUAGCGCAGCUCAAUUGUAGAAUAAUAAGUUUGUAAUUACGUAUUUAUAUUGUUAAUAAAAUCGUUAUAAUAUAGAAA